Gallus gallus (chicken) is the source of this 3468-nucleotide messenger RNA. It is a transcript of the gene POU1F1, whose product is annotated as POU class 1 homeobox 1. Gene Ontology annotation, biological process: regulation of transcription by RNA polymerase II. Lineage: Eukaryota; Metazoa; Chordata; Aves; Galliformes; Phasianidae. The record is from RefSeq and is marked validated. The transcript has 7 exons. Gene Ontology annotation, molecular function: RNA polymerase II cis-regulatory region sequence-specific DNA binding; DNA-binding transcription factor activity, RNA polymerase II-specific. The coding region runs from base 133 to 1224 and encodes 363 amino acids.
CUGGAGUCCUUCUGUAUAUGUAUAUACAAGUGCAAAGACUGGAAUAGAGUUGGAGCUGCCGUUAAUCGCUCAGGAUCUGCUCAGUUAGAAAACAGGGAAAGGCGGCUCUUUGCCUUUCACCUGUUUGGGGGCAUGACUUGCCAAGCGUUUGCUUCAUCCGACAAUUUUGUACCCUUGAAUUCUGACUCUUCUCCCUCUCUGCCUCUGAUAAUGCAUCACAGCGCAGGAGAGUGCCUGCCCGUUUCUAACCAUGCGACCAAUGUUGUCUCCACAGUCCCAUCUGUUUUGUCUUUGAUACAAACUCCUAAAUGUUCCCAUCUCCAUUUUGCCAUGAUGACUUCGGGAAACGUGUCAGCAGGACUACACUACUCUGUGCCCUCCUGUCACUAUGGAAAUCAAGCCUCUACCUAUGGGGUGAUGGCAGGCAUCAAGCCUGCAACUCCAGAGAUGCUAUCAGCAAGUCUCUCCCAGAGUCGCAUCUUACAGACAUGCAGCAUGCCACAUCCCAAUGUAGUAAAUGGUGUCAGCACACUGCAAAGUAGCCUGACCCCUUGCCUUUAUAAGUUCCCUGAGCAUGCCCUGAGUGCCAGCUCCUGUGCCCUGGGCCACAGCUUCACACCCAUGCACCAGACCCUCCUCAGCGAUGAUCCCACAGCUUCAGACUUCAAGCAGGAAUUCCGCAGGAAAAGCAAGUCUGUGGAAGAGCCUGUCGACAUGGAUUCCCCUGAAAUCAGGGAACUGGAGAAAUUCGCUAAUGAGUUCAAACUGCGGAGAAUUAAGCUGGGUUAUACACAAACCAAUGUUGGCGAAGCACUGGCUGCUGUGCACGGCUCUGAAUUCAGUCAAACUACCAUUUGCCGCUUUGAGAACUUGCAGCUGAGCUUUAAGAAUGCAUGCAAACUGAAAUCAAUACUGUCCAAGUGGCUGGAAGAAGCAGAACAAGUGGGAGCUUUAUACAAUGAAAAAGUUGGCGUGAAUGAGCGGAAGAGGAAGCGCAGAACCACCAUAAGUAUUUCUGCCAAAGAAGCCCUGGAGAGGCACUUUGGAGAACAAAGCAAGCCUUCUUCUCAGGAAAUCAUGAGGAUGGCUGAGGGGCUUAAUCUUGAGAAAGAAGUCGUAAGAGUUUGGUUUUGCAACAGAAGACAAAGGGAAAAAAGAGUGAAGACAAGUCUGCAUCAGAACGCCUUUAGCUCUAUUAUCAAGGAGCACCAUGAGUGCCGGUAAAGCUUUUUCAUGCGUAGCUGUGGAUUUCUGUUUUGCUUUAUUUUAAGUACUUUGUAUAUACUUAUUUUCAUGAAGAAAAAAUGGUAAAUCACUUGAUUCCCUUACAAGCUAGCCAGCUUCAGAUGCAAUUUUGUGUGGGAGGCCUGAUUUCAUUGUAAAAGGUUGGGGAAAAAAAUGCUAUUGCAUAUAUUUGAACUGUUGAAGGCCUAACUUCAGUGAGCCUAUUAGGCAUUACUCAACCAGAAAUGCUUUACAAAUAGCAUAUGUAGUUGCAGUUUCCCUGUGCUGUGCCUUCACUGAGUCCGCAUUGUACUGAAUGAUUAAAAGAGAACCCCCAUUGCAGGUACCCUAAGCAUGAGGAAACAAAUCCCUUGUUACUCAUGAAGAAAGGCUACAAAGCUUGGUGUCAACAGCUGUAGUUCGUGAAAGAUUUCUGCCUCAGCCUGUCUAUGCACGUACCAUACCCCCAGCCCAUGGUAGCUAUCUAACUGAGCUAACCUUUGUGAGAUUAUGAGCCAUUAGGCACAUUACAUGGUCCCACUCUCAGAGAUGAACACUGAGUUCACUUAAAUUUAACAUCAAAAAUAAGUUAGAACUUUGAGGAAGAGAAGAACGUGAAGAAGUGAUCUUAAGCUUGCAGUGUUGUUAUUGUUGAGUAUCUAUCUAUGGCCAAAGAUGGGAUCCUGGAAGACUGUCACGAGAUGUGAGUGAUUCAGGAAGGCAGUAGAGGAGUGUGAGAUGAGGACUGAAAAGCUGCCUUCCACAAACUGGCUGAAAUUCAGGGACAAGCUCACAGCUGCUGUACAUCUCCGACUGAACUACUUCAGGUAACUUCCUUGUGUCUUUUCAAGGUGAAGAUAUGAAAGAUGUGCCAUAGCUGCUGUCUUUAUUUAUGGUAGAAUAAGCUUACCAGUACUGACGUGUCAACAUGACUCCUCACGUGUGCUCAGUUACAGCGUACCACUGCCUCAAACAGGUGCCGAGUUGAAGUGACAUUUUUUAAUGCUAGUUAUCAAAGGUAUUUCCUGCUAAUUCACUGCAUGCCUUAAGGUCUGAUUUAGAUAGGUUUAGCUAUCGCCUUAAGAGUUUAUGGCUUGAUGGCAAAAAGUAGGGAAUGAUCAGCUAAUUAUUUCUUCAGGCUUUCUCUGCAUUGUAUUUUUUAAGAUGAAAUCCUUUUGUGGACAUACAUAAAUGAGAGAGUGUAUUAAGUGAAAAAACGGGGCUUUUUUCUUUGCAACAAGUAGUGAAAGCAUUUCCUGCACUUUACAUUCCCACUCUCUUAUACCCCAACAACUGAAAAUAACCCUGUGCCAUCCUGCAGCCUGGAGAGACAAUCAGGCAAAAAAGAACAAUAAAAACUAACAACCCCAUAUUAAUAAGCUAACAAACAAACAAAAAAACAAUGACAGUGCCAGAGCUCCACCUAUCAGAAAGCCAGACACCAAGAAACUAAAUUAAGGACUUUAGUUCUCACCAGGGACAGAUUAUCAAGCCAUCUCAUCAACCCUGCUUGUUGUUAUUAAAUAGCCCAUUACCAUAUAUGUAUUUUACACUUUUCCCAGGACUGAAAUUAAGUGAGUACAUGCAAGCAGUAAUGGCCUGAUAAAUUUUAUUUUUCCAUUAAAUAGACCUGAUGAUUUAGAAAAUGUCUAAAUAAUAGGCCCACAGAAAGCAAAGAGGUUUACUGUUCAAGAUCACUUAGAAUCAGCAUGGACAAAUUGUGUUUUCACGCUCCUGCAUGUUAAAUUGUCUCUGACACCUAUUACUGUGACCAUAAGCUUAUUCAACUGCGGAAGUUCGACCUCCAGAUUAAGGAAAUAUAUUCUUACGGAUUAAUUGCACUGCUACAGCCCUUUAAUUUAGAAGCAGCCUCUAGUCUAAUCAUUCAGAUGGGAGAAAUUAUGUUAUAUACUCUCUUCAGGUAGUUCUCAACACUAGCAUAGCUCACCCACAGCAGCACAGACCACGCCUCUGCCUUUAUCAGCUGUGUGUGUAUUGACAGAUCAUGAGCUUUCCAACAGGAUAAAAGAUAAACACAUUUUAGAAGAUUGGCACUCAACGGCAUGCAUCUGUGUACUUCUGAUGUUACGUAGUCCAGUGUUGUAUGUAUGUUGAAACUACUGACAAAUACAAAUUUUAUUUAUAUUGUAAGUUAUUUUAUUGAUUAUAAAAGGCUACCUAGUGAUGCUGUAAGCCUGUAUGUUCUCUUCCUCCCCAAAUAAAGUAUUCUUGAACGUUCAGUUU